Messenger RNA from Solenopsis invicta (red fire ant), 2209 nucleotides. Its product is annotated as bolA-like protein 3. The coding region runs from base 1523 to 1783 and encodes 86 amino acids. NCBI's taxonomy places the organism in Eukaryota, Metazoa, Arthropoda, Insecta, Hymenoptera, Formicidae. The transcript has 5 exons. The record is from RefSeq and is a predicted model, not a curated record.
UUCCAGAACGAAAUGCGGGAUUUCUGGUUCGAGAAAACGCUCCUGAUACGCGGAGACCAUGCAGAGCAAGGAGGUAGCAGGAAGUAAACUGAUACUUACCUCGUUCUAUUCAUUUUCUACUUUAUCGACUCUCAAUGACGGCGCUGUAGAUAAUUAUAACGUUUGAUUAUUUACGGCGCCGUCAUCGAGAGUCGGUAAAGUAGAAAGUGAUUCAAACGGGAUAAGUAGUAUUUUACUUCCUUAUACCUCUUUGCUCCGCAUGAUCCCCGCGUAUCAGGAGCGAUUUCUCGAGCCCUAAAUCUCGGAUUUCUUUCCGGAUUCUAACCUCAACCUUAGUGCUUAAUAUCUCGAUUCUCGGGGUAGAUCGACAGUUUUUUCGGUUUUUUCUAUCAGAUUCGUUCGUUUCGUGUGAAAACGCGUUGAAUUAGUCUAAUUUCGUCACAAUCGGAGAUGCUGGGAUAUUUUGAAUAGUUACAUUAACCAUUACCUUUUCAACUUUCAUUUUUUAAGUUCUAAGAAAUAAUCUAAAAAUUAAGGCCGUCAAAGCGUUAAAGCAAACGAUCGAUUUGGUCGAUCAAAUUUGUUGUCAAUCUGCUAGCAGUUUGCUUGAAAGAUGCAUAUGCCGAACUUAUUUUUAUAUUUCUUAUUGAUCCUGCAGAAAAUAACAAAAUUGAACAUUAUUCAAGUUAAAUGAUAUUCUUUCUAAAUUAAAUUUGUGCUAUGCAUCGUAUAUCAAAGUCAUCAACUUAUACAUAGAUUGAAAGUGCAGUAUGUAUCAAUCGUUAUAUAGACCAAUGUCGACAGCGGAUUCUGAGGUAAUCGAAUAUUUCUUUGCUUUUAAACAUGUCUGGAUGAAAGUGGCCCAUUUUCCGACCUCCAUCUAUAUACUCUGAUUAGAGUACAGGGACAGAUUGUAAGGGACGGAUUGACGAAUGCUGGAGAUGAAGUCCCGAAACCAGCUCUUCCGCUGGAAGACGUUAAGAUUGUAGAUGUCGAUUGAGGUGGAGGUAUAUCGGCUGAGCGUCUAGCAAGAAGAGGCGCGCGAGUGACUGGAACAGAUGCAUCGACGAAAUUAAUUAAUGUUGCUAAAGAGCAUGCGAAAUUGGAUCCCGAUGUAUUGGAGAGACUGAACUACAUUCAUACAAUCAUAGAAGAUUUUUCCCAAAAAAGACGAGUUAUACGAUGCUGUUGUGGCUUUUAAGAUUUUGGAGUGGAUGUAAAAGAUCCACAAUUAUUUUUAAAGGCACAGUAUAUUGUAACAAGAAUCAAUAUAUUGAAUAUAAAUAUUAUUUUAAAAGCGCUUUUAAAUAUGAAUACGGAAUUAAAUCUUUUACAAAUAUUCUUUAUAGAAUUGCGUGAAAAUUUUAAAACCUGGUGAAUCACUUUUUAUAACUAUGAAAAACAGAAUCCUAGCUUCUUGGUUGGUUGUGAUUGUAGCAGAAUACAUUUUCGGAAGAAUACCACCUGUCGGCACUCACAAAUGAAGUAAAUUCAUCGCUCCUUAUGAAUUUCAACGUAUAGGAUGAUUCGGAUAUCACGGUUGUGGAAUGGUUCCAAUGGCUUACUCACGGGUAAGCAUGCCGAACAGAAAAUGAUAUCCAUUUUGAGGAACAGGUUCCCAUCAGCUCAACUGAUUAAAGUUGCUCUUGUAUCAGGCAGAUGCAGUGCCAUGCUUGACAUAAAUGUUGUUGCCCCAGAAUUCAAGGGACUGAAUACCAUGAAGCAACAUCAAAUUAUUAAUGAGGUUCCUAAGGAAGAUAUCAAAGACAUUCAUGGCCUCUGAAUACGUACGAUUAUCCCGUAGACGUGAAUUUUAUUUUUUGGACGAUUGUUAAAUUAAUUUUAUAGAGGAAAUAUGUUAAUAUACUGAUUUUAUUGAAUCUAACGAUGGACAUCCGAUUCCCUCUUUCAAAAGUUUUGGUCAGGAUUUUCGUAACUGUCUGGAAUAAUUUAGAAUUUCUAGAUUUUCUUCCCAUAUUCAAAAUAAUUGGCUGUAAAACGUGUUUAUUAUUGGAACGCUAUAUUUAAAAUUUGGAGAUGUUAUAUAUAUAUAUAUAUAUAUAUAUAUAUUUUAUAAGUUGUAAAUUUAAACAAUGAUAUAUGUGACAUAUGGUUUAAGGAAUAUAUUUCUUACACCAUGAUAUGUGGUAAAAAUAGAUUUAUAAAAAAUAUAAGUGAAAUAAGAGUAAUAUUGGAAUAAUUAAGGAAA